CGCGGUGUCCUCGCGACGGCUGAAGAGGCAGCUUGUAACGCCGACGCGCUGUCCCGAGCAGUUUACGAGCGGUACGGUGAUAAGGAGCGGAUCAUGGCAUAAACAUGGCCCACAACAGAAGCGUUUUCCUUGAAGCCCUGGAUAGAUCAGAGACCAGGCGAGAUGGAGGGUUCAAGCACAGCUGGAGCUUCUCUCUUCCUGGUGACAGUGAAGAGGAAGAGAGACACGAUGCAAGUGUGGUGAGCGUGGAGGACAUGGACCGGCAGCAGGCCCUCUCCACGGAGGAGGAAAAGUCUCCAUCUCUCAGGCAGUUCUCUGCUUCUGAUUCCUUGAGAACGUAUGAAAACCGGCCAAACAACCACAUGAGGCCUCUGAACAAGCUGGCUCCCAAAAGGCUUGGCGAAGCCCCGCUCACGCUACCCACGUCCUCCCUCACGCCCAACAGAACCAACUACUUGAUCUUCAGCCCUGCACAUUCACAAGGAAUCGUCUUACAAGGACGGCACUUUCAGCACGCACAAGUGCCCUCAACAAUACGAAAAUCAGUCCAAAGAAACGACUUCUCCGGCACACAGCAGGCUGUGGAAGUGGACAGCAUCGUCCUCACCUGUCCAGAGGUCCAAGAGGAGGGAAACCUGAACAUUAAACGUCGCGUCCUACAGAAGAGGAGACCGUUGGACGAUGUCUGUAGUUAUUCACCGCAGGUCAAAGCCGGCGAGCUCCUGCGGCCGACUGUCUACCACUCUGUGUGCCUGAAGUGCAACAAGCCAAGCGAGGACAGCAGCAAGUGUCAGAUCUGUGGGGGGAGUACGUUGCUGCCCCCCAGUCAGCAGUCCACCUCGUCGUCCCUGAACCCCAGACCCCCCAUCAGAUCCCAGCCCUCCCCCGGACCACACAGCCUCCCUCAGAACUUUUACGGACCGGGAUCGACCAUGAGGAUGUCCCACGGAGAGACUCCGCCCAUACAGAUCACAGGCACCAGAGGGGGCCUGCUGCCUCUGAACAACGGCAGGGCUCCCCCGUUAGCCGGAACGUCGAGCUGCAGGGCUGAGACCCCGCCCAAAGGGAAGAGGGCGAUGGCAGCGCCGCAGCACAAGCUCAACGACCCCAUUGUCCUGUCCAGUGAUGAUGAGGAAGACGAGGAGGCAGACAACGCUAGCACAGGCAGUGUGAACCGGCUGGACAGCCUUUCCCCCCGACCCGCCGACUCCGCCCACUCCUCCCCGGCGCCCUCUGGAGGCCGAGUGGAGGCUGCGGUGAAGAGCGGUGCAGAGCAGGAGGAACUGAACGUGGAAUUCUUUGAAGACGUAAACAUGAAGAUCACGAUACCACGGAGAGCUCGCAUGAAGGACCAGUUUGGAAAUCAGCCGGAGCCGUUUGUACCGAGGACAAAGAAACCCAAAUCCACUUCCACCAACUGUGACAGCAUCAUCCUGGAGUGUCGGAGUGUGAGAAUAGGGACGCUGCGCAGGACGGUGACCAAGCCCGUCAUUUUUUCCAUCGACAACAUUCUGCUGGAAACUCAAGUUGAUGCAAAGACCAGCUGCGUAGAGAAAGUCUGUCUUCGGACGUCGGAGCUGAUCAGCUGCGAGUGGUGCAGCGUCCGGAAGCUUCCCGUUUUGUUUUUCCAGACGACUCCGGACGAGUGUGUUCGCCUGCGCACGGAGCUCAACAUGUCCCGGGACACGGAAGGACAGUGGUUCGACUGUGCUGAAGAGCCAGAGAUGGACGAGAAGUACAUCGUUCUGAUCUUCGAGAACGGCCUGGCCAUGAAGGAGCAGAUGAUCCUGGAGGACAUCCUGGGCGUCAUCGGCAGGACCAACAACAUCAACAACUUCCUGUCCAAGCUGACGUUCGAGGAGGCCAACAUCCGGCUGGUCAACUACAACAAGGCGGCCAAGCAGAAGGUGGAGAAGGUCACGCCAGCAUCUCCAACACUCACCCGCAUUUCCCCGGUCGGCAAGGUGACGCAGGUUUCCACGGUGAUGCCCGUCAGCGUGUGUGUACGCACACGGAUGGCCACACGCCAGCAAACCAGCUCGUACUUUGAGGGCGACGAUGAGGACAUGACGGACCUCCAGCCCACCUUCUCCGGACCAAUCGUGAAGUUGAUGGUGUACCCGCCCCCUCCAGCCAAAGGGGGGAUAUCGGUGACUAAUGAAGACCUGCACUGCCUUAAUGACGGAGAAUUCCUAAACGACGUUAUCAUAGACUUUUAUUUAAAAUAUUUAGUUUUAGAGAAAUUGAAAAAGGAAGAUGCCCAAAGAAUCCACGUGUUCAGCUCCUUCUUCUACAAGAGGCUGAACCAGAGAGAGCGCAGGAGCGCCCCGGACACCACCAACCUGCCAAUCCAGAAGAGGAAGCACAACAGGGUGAAGACGUGGACUCGGCACGUGGAUCUGUUCCAGAAGGAUUUCAUCUUCGUUCCCAUCAACGAGUCAGCUCACUGGUACCUGGCGGUCAUCUGCUUCCCAGGCCUCGAGGGUCCAGUGUUCGAGAACAACCCCCAGUAUGUGGGUCCGGUACCGGUCUCCAACUCGGCUGCAGAGUUCCAGUCGGAGGAGAACAUUCCGGACCACUGCCGUCCUCUGUCCCCGGACGGAGACGGGCUGGACAGCUCCUCGGAGCAGCUGUCCCCUGCGGUGCCAGAGGGGUCUGCAGAGGGUCUGGCUGACUGUGACCCCUCUGAGGAGGGCCAGGAGCUGCUGGGCAACGAGCAGGCCGACCUUGAGCAGCACUUCACCAGCGAGCUGCACAGAAUCAGUGUGUGCUACAGUUCAGCGAAGGGCGAUGAGGACACCUACACCUUCUCUGAUGACCAAAGCUCCUCUCAGGACGAGUGCAGCGAGGACGGGACUCUGGCCGAAGAUGCCGGCGGCUCCGACGUCUGCAGUUUGGCCUCCAAAACAGCCGUCUGCAGGCAGCCGUGUAUUCUCAUCAUGGACUCGCUGCGUGGCCCGGCCAGGUCCACCGUGGUGAAAACCCUCCGAGAAUACCUGGAGGUGGAGUGGGAGGUGCGUAAAGGCAGCCAGCGGAGCUUUGGGAAGGAAGUGAUGAGGGGCUCCAGCCCACGUGUCCCUCAGCAGGACAACUUCAGCGACUGUGGAGUUUACGUCCUGCAGUAUGUGGAGAGCUUCUUUGAGAACCCGAUUCCCAGCUUCCACCUCCCGUUGAACUUGUCGGAGUGGUUUCCUACGCCGAGGAUGAAGACGAAGCGCGAGGAGAUCCGAGAGCUGAUUCUGAAGAUCCAGACGCAGCAAGACCUGGACAAGAAGGAGGCGGACCAGGAGGAGGCUCCACCGGACUCGCCGGAAGAGCCCGAGGUUGAAGAGACGUCGGGGUUGAUGGACAGAACCCCAAACCUUCCCAUUAGACCCUGAUCCCCCUCCUCCUCUGAAUGAGCCGGAUCAUUCGCUGCUGGUUUCACGUCACCAUCUCAGACGAUCUUCAUCUCCUUCCUUCAGGCCGCGCCUUUAACUUUGUAUGAAAACAGGAGACGUGUAAAUAUGCCGGAGUUUUCCGCUGCCUUUGUAAUUAACUGUUUUAUGACUCAUUCUUGAAGUGGCCCAUUAAGUUAUGUUUUCCUAGAUGUUCUUCUCUCCAGGAGGAUCUGUGCAGAAGAUACUGUUUGGCUCUUGCAUCCUUCAUUUUUAUGCUUCAAGUUGUUUAGAUGAAUAAAACUAAGAACGUU
Melanotaenia boesemani (Boeseman's rainbowfish) is the source of this 3691-nucleotide messenger RNA. It is a transcript of the gene senp6a, whose product is annotated as SUMO specific peptidase 6a. Gene Ontology annotation, biological process: regulation of kinetochore assembly; protein desumoylation; regulation of spindle assembly. NCBI's taxonomy places the organism in Eukaryota, Metazoa, Chordata, Actinopteri, Atheriniformes, Melanotaeniidae. The record is from RefSeq and is a predicted model, not a curated record. Gene Ontology annotation, cellular component: cytoplasm; nucleus. The transcript has 23 exons. Gene Ontology annotation, molecular function: SUMO-specific endopeptidase activity. The coding region runs from base 105 to 3380 and encodes 1091 amino acids.